Molecule: messenger RNA, 3235 nt
Organism: Gracilinanus agilis (Agile Gracile Mouse Opossum)
Lineage: Eukaryota; Metazoa; Chordata; Mammalia; Didelphimorphia; Didelphidae
Gene: PGR
Product: progesterone receptor
Exons: 8
Coding region: 1-2877 (958 amino acids)
Biological process (GO): regulation of DNA-templated transcription; steroid hormone receptor signaling pathway
Cellular component (GO): nucleus
Molecular function (GO): nuclear steroid receptor activity; sequence-specific DNA binding; steroid binding
Source: RefSeq, a predicted model, not a curated record
AUGACAGAGCUGAAGGCAAAUGAUCCCCGGACUCCCCACGUGGCGGAUGGUGUACCUUCCCCGUCCCAGCUUGAAACCCCACUUUUGGAUCACACAGACCCAGACCCUUUCCAAUCCGUUCAGAACUCGGAAACCUCGCCGGUGGUCCCCAUAUCUUUGGACGGAUUGCUCUUCACCAGAAGCAGCGACGAAGAGGAGCUGCUGGACGGGAAGGGGGAAGGCCAGCAGGAGCUACCAGAGGUAGACAGCGCUUAUUCCAUAGUAGCAGCGGGAUCAGGUACAGGAGGCGGUGGAGGAAGAAGUAGCAGCGCCCGACCCCCAGAUAAGGACAGUGGGCUGCUGGACAGUGUCUUGGACACGCUGCUGGCGCCCCCGGGGCCCGGACACAGUCACGCCAGCCCCCCCGCCUGCGUCGCCACCCCCUGGUGCCUCUUUGGCACCGAGCUCCCUGAAGACCCUGGGGCCGCCCUCUCAUCCCAGGGGGCGCUGCCGCCGCUCAUGAACCGGCUCCCGGGCAAAGAGGGAGAAGUCUCAGGUGCUGCGGCCUCGCAUAAGGUCCCGCCCGGGGGGCCGCCCCCUACUCGGCCGCUGCUGGCAGCCGGCCCUCAAUGGCCCGAGGUAGCCGCUAAACCGGCGCUGCUGCCGCCGCGGGACGAAGAUGGGCCCGAGAGCUCUGCCGGGCACCUCUCCAAGGGCAGGUCCAGGGCCUUGGCAGGUGGCGGCGGGGUGGCGGCGGUGGCUACGGCCCCGGUCCUGCCGUCCGUAGGAGACGUCCCUCCGGUGCCGAGGGAAGAUCUCCGCUUCUCUGCGCCCAGACCUGGCCUCUCAGCCGAGCAGGAGCCUUCGACGGCGCCGGGGCGCUCCCCGCUGGCCACCUCGCUGAUGGACUUCAUCCACCUGCCCAUUCUGCCGAUCAACCCGGCCUUCCUGGCGGCUCGCACCCGACACUUGCUGGAAGUGGAGGGCUACGAGGGCAGCGCUGGCGCCUUCGCUCAGCCCCGGGACUCGCCCGCUUCCUCAUCUACCCCGGGAGCCGGAGGCGACUUUCCCGACUGCGCCUUCCAGCCGGACGCCGAGCCCAAGGAAGACGCAUACCCGCUGUAUGGAGACUUCCAGCCGCCCACGCUGAAGAUCAAGGAGGAGGAGGAAGGCGGAGACGGCGUGGCUCGCUCUCCUCGGUCUUACCUGGUGCCUGGCCCCAAUCCGGCCUCUGGCCCUGAUUACGCGCUGGGCCCGCAGCUGCCCCCACAGUCGCUACCGCCUCCGCCCCCACCGCGGGUGCCCCCAUCCAGACCCAGCGACUUGUCUGCAGGCUCCGCCAACGCCCCAGUCAGCGCUUCCUCCUCGUCCUCUGCCUCGUCUUCGUCUUCUUCAUCGUCUUCUUCGUCCUCCUCCUCCUCCUCCACUUCAGCUACUGCCGCCGCGGCUGCGGCCGCCUCACUCUCUACCCUCGAGUGCAUACUCUACAAAGCCGAAACGGCACCGCCUCAGUCGGGUCCCUUCGGGCCCCUUCAUUGCAAAGGGCCGAGCGGGGCCGGAUGCCUCCUGCCGCGGGACAGCUUGCCCUCCACCUCGGCCUCGGCCACCUCUGGCGCAGCCUCAGCCCUCUACCAGCCUCUCGGGCUAAAUGGGCUCCCGCAGCUGGGUUACCAAGCGGCGGUUCUGAAGGAGGGCCUGCCACAGGUCUACCCACCCUAUCUGAACUAUCUGAGGCCAGAUACAGAAGCCAACCAGAGUCCUCAAUAUGGUUUUGAAUCAUUACCUCAGAAGAUUUGUUUAAUCUGUGGGGAUGAAGCGUCUGGUUGCCACUAUGGAGUUCUCACCUGUGGAAGCUGUAAGGUCUUCUUUAAAAGGGCAAUGGAAGGACAGCAUAAUUAUUUAUGUGCUGGGAGAAAUGACUGCAUAGUUGAUAAAAUUCGCAGAAAAAAUUGUCCAGCAUGUCGUCUAAGAAAAUGCUGUCAGGCUGGCAUGGUCCUUGGAGGUCGAAAAUUUAAAAAGUUCAAUAAAGUCAGAGUUAUGAGAGCGUUAGAUGCUGUUGCUCUCCCACAGACAGUGGGCCUUCCAAAUGAAAGCCAAGCUCUAACACAGAGAAUCACCUUUUCGCCAAAUCAAGAAAUGCAGUUGAUUCACCCACUGAUCAACCUGUUAAUGAGCAUUGAGCCAGAUGUUAUCUAUGCAGGAUAUGACAACACAAAACCUGAAACAUCCAGUUCUUUGCUGAACAGUCUAAAUCAACUAGCUGAGAGGCAACUCCUUUCUGUAGUCAAGUGGUCUAAAUCACUGCCAGGGUUCCGUAACUUACACAUUGAUGAUCAAAUAACUCUCAUCCAAUAUUCUUGGAUGAGCCUAAUGGUGUUUGGAUUGGGGUGGAGAUCAUAUAAACAUGUCAGUGGUCAAAUGCUGUAUUUUGCACCUGAUCUGAUAUUUAAUGAACAGCGAAUGAAAGAAUCAUCAUUCUAUUCCUUAUGCCUUACCAUGUGGCAGAUCCCACAGGAGUUUGUCAAGCUUCAAGUUACCCAUGAAGAGUUCCUCUGUAUGAAAGUAUUACUGCUUCUUAAUACAAUUCCUUUGGAAGGGCUGAGAAGUCAGAACCAGUUUGAUGAGAUGAGAUCAAGCUACAUUAGAGAGCUCAUCAAGGCAAUUGGUUUGAGACAGAAAGGAGUUGUGGCUAGCUCACAGCGUUUCUAUCAACUUACAAGAUUUAUGGAUUCUUUGCAUGAUCUUGUGAAACAGCUUCAUCUAUACUGCUUGAACACAUUUAUCCAGUCCCGGGCAUUGAGUGUUGAAUUUCCAGAAAUGAUGUCUGAAGUGAUUGCUGCACAGUUACCCAAGAUCCUUGCAGGGAUGGUGAAACCUCUUCUCUUUCAUAAAAAAUGAAUGUUGAUUUUUUUCUUCUUAAAAAUGGAUUGUAUUUUGUGGAAUUUUUGCUUUGUUUUGGUCAAAAUUUGGUGUCUUAAAAAUUUUAAAUAUUCUGCUAAAUGCCUUAUACUUGUAAUAUAACAUGCAGAGUAAAUUUAAGAGAGAUAUUGUGGAACACAAAUGAAUUUCCUUUAUAAAACAUAAUUAGCAUUUUGUAAGUGUUUCGUGUACUCAUAUUUUCUUUAAGAAUUCACAAGAUUGGAAAAGUACUUUAAAUUAAAUGUUAAACUGAACAUAAUCUGCAUUUUAUUUCAUAGAAUUUAAAGAGAACUAUUUCCCUAUUAUACCUAACAAACCUUCAUCUUAAAAGACAAAU